AUGUCGAAUAGUAUUUCAGUUCAGAAUGAAUUAGUGGAAUCAUUUAAGAAUGCAAUCAAUUUAGAAUUGCAGUCAGAUUUAUUGUUGACAAACUCGUAUUUGACUUCUUAUUCACCUAAGAAAUUGCAUCAAUUAGGGUUGGCAAUAAUAAAUUUGGUCGUCACAAACAUUAAGAAUGGCCUCGGUGGUAAAACUAUAAUAGAAUUGGAAAUAGAUCCAGCUUUGAAGUCGAAUGAUACUGAAAUUCAAUUGGGGUCACUUAGAGUGGGUGAUAUUAUAAAGUUGGAUAAGAUGAGUAAUGCAAAUACUUCAGAAACUAUUCAGUUCAAAAAGGCACUGGAAAAUUCAUCAAAGAAGAAAAGAGGUACUGACGAAGAGGGUAAAUGUCAAGACGAAUCUUUGGAUGCUGUGCUUAUACGGAUAAACUCAAAAACUGUUACCAUCUCGAUUGAAGAGGACAAUUCAGAAGAAAAAGUGCUAAGCUUAUACAACAAUACAUUUAACGACAAUAUUAGAAUGUGGAUAGUAAAAUUGAGUAACUCAAUCACCUACAAAAGGAUGACAACUGCUAUGAAUAAGCUAUCUGAAUUAACCUCCUCUAAUAAGAGUGAGAUAAUUCAAUAUUUGCUUGGGGAGUCACAGUAUGCCAAAAAAAGCUCCGGGAGAAGCUUGAAACAGAAGCAUUUCUUCAAUCCCAAUUUAAACACUUCCCAGAAAGAAGCGAUAAAUUUUGCCAUCAAUGAGUCUGCCAUAACGAUUAUCCACGGGCCUCCAGGAACUGGUAAAACGUACACUUUAAUAGAGCUAAUCAAACAGUUGACAUUCAAUAAUGAUGAAAAAGUCUUAGUUUGUGGGCCUUCCAAUAUAUCUGUGGAUACUAUUUUGGAAAGGUUAUCACCAAUUUUUAAUGAAGAGGAAGUACACACUGAUAAAAAGAAAAGUCGUAGAGCUGUCAAAAAGAGUACAUCUGCCGGGAAGAACCCAGAGGAGUUGAUUCGUAUAGGCCAUCCUGCAAGACUUUUAGGGAGUAAUUUACAGCAUUCGCUUGAUAUAUUAUCCAAAACAAAUUACGAUACGGGAUCGAACGAUAACAAAGAAAUAUUGAAAGAUAUAGAAAAAGAUAUUAGCGAUACUUUGGGGAAGGUUAAGAAAUGUCGAAACUAUGCUGAAAGAAGAGCUUUGUGGUCAGACUUGAAGACAUACAAGAAGGAAUUACGAGUUCGAGAACGUAAAAUUGUGCAAGACUUGCUAGUGGGUGCCAAAGUUGUUCUCAGUACGUUGCAUGGUGCCGGUAGUUAUGAGCUAACGUCGCUUUACAAAGAACCAACGUUGAACUUUGACCACGACCAUCCCUUGUUUGAUACCAUAAUCAUCGAUGAGGUAUCGCAGUCGCUCGAGCCGCAGUGUUGGAUUCCAUUGGUUAAUCAUUUAGGAUGCAAACGGUUAGUGAUAGCAGGAGACAACAUGCAGUUGCCCCCAACGGUGAAAUCGAAGGACGAUCUAGAUGCGUUGAUGCGUAAACUCAAUAUCAAAGACGGAGUUGCCGACUUGGAAUUAACCUUAUUUGACAGACUUAUCCGAGAUCACAACGGUUCGCAAUUUAAGAAACUCUUGGACACCCAGUACCGUAUGAACGAGGACAUUAUGCGGUUCCCGUCGAACGAGCUUUACGACGGCAACCUCAAGGCUCACGACUCAGUUCGUUCGUUGACGCUCGAAGACUUGCCAUCAGUCAAGCCCACAGACGAUACCUCCAUCCCUUGUGUCUGGUACGAUACGCAGGGAGGCAAUUUUCCUGAGAGGGCCAGCGACGAUGACUCGCGGGCGAUGGCGGAAUCGACCGGAUCUAAGUACAACGACAUGGAGGUGUUGGUGGUGGAGCAACAUCUCCAGAACUUGCUACAAGCAGGUAUAACCCCUGCUGAUAUAGGCGUUAUCUCCCCCUACAAUGCACAGGCCUCCUUGCUUAAAAAAACCCUUCAGCUGCGCCAGAUCGAUGGGAUCGAGGUAUCGACUGUCGACGGGUUCCAGGGCCGUGAGAAGGAGGCCAUAAUUAUCUCGCUAGUCAGAUCGAAUCCCAACAGAGAAAUAGGGUUUUUAGCCGACAGGAGACGGUUGAAUGUGGCAAUGACCAGACCCAAGAAGCAUCUCUGCAUCAUCGGCGAUCUAGAAUUAAUGGCUACAAGUGGUAAAAAGUACUUGAAAAAUUGGUCGCAGUAUGCAGAAAAUGAGUACGAAAUUAGAUAUCCCGAUCUAGGUGAUUAUUGA
Debaryomyces hansenii CBS767 is the source of this 2268-nucleotide messenger RNA. Its product is annotated as ATP-dependent 5'-3' DNA helicase. The record is from RefSeq and is a predicted model, not a curated record. Gene Ontology annotation, molecular function: 5'-3' DNA helicase activity; DNA binding; ATP binding. Lineage: Eukaryota; Fungi; Ascomycota; Pichiomycetes; Serinales; Debaryomycetaceae. The transcript has a single exon. The coding region runs from base 1 to 2268 and encodes 755 amino acids.